AUGCUGCGGCACUGGCGCUCGGACCCAGUUCUCAUCAAACCAAGCUAUACUGAAUUCAUCAGAAAGUGGAACUCCAAUGGUUUUUACACCUUUUGGUCUUUGAUUUUCGAAGGAAUUUUAUUGCAGAUUUAUUCGAAACGGGUUUCUGCACGGCUGACCUUUAUGGCAUCGUUAUUACUCUCAGUGAGGUGGGCUAAGAUUUUUUUUUUCUAUGAAACCGUAUUUUUCAGGUGAAUUACCUGACUAAAGAAGAAUCUACGCCCUUUGAGGAAAGAGAUAAGAGGCAGAGAAAGUUGUCCCAUCAGAUGAAGAGGCGGAACAGUGUCAUUUUAGCUAAUAUUCGAGAAGAAGAGUUUCAAACAGGUUAGAUUUUCAGAUGGCGUUUGGAAAAAAUUACUUCGAACAAGAAAAACACUCAUUCCUGUAUGUUUUGUAUCAAAACGAAAAAAUUUCUUGUGUUUUUUAUCUCCUUGAGAGAUCAUACAAUCUUUUCACUCAGAGGUCCAGUAAAAAAAUGAUAGCCUUCCAGUUGAAUUUGGGUGUGAAUGAGGUUUCCAGUGUUCAUAGCGUACCUAUUGAAUCAAUUGAAGAGUUUCAUUGCGAACUUUUUUUGAUUCGAUAACUUCUUUUCUAAUAAGCUCUCAAAAAAAAUUUUUUUAAAUAUUCACAGAUCUUCUGAAAAAAAUUUUUUUCAAAAAUUGGAAUGAAAAAUUGUUUCUUUUUUUCAACUAGGAAUUUCACAUCUUUCCAGCGAGUUCGAAGCGCUGGAACUCGAGCGAAGAAAUCCGAAGAGGUCGCUUGGAAUCAACUAACAGCAAACGCGUUUCCUUCUCAGUGAAUGCUCCUUCCGUUCAGAAGUUCUCUGCUCCUCCCAGCUUACAUCAACUUGAUGUCAGUUUAUUUUUUGCAGCGAAAAAUGAGAAAAAGGAUUGAAACUUGACUUCUUGGUACCUUUGAAAUAAUCACGAGGUUUUAGCAAGUUUGUAGCCUUGAGAAGGGGUUUGGAGUUUUGCAUUGUCUGUGGGAAAUGAUUAUUUUCAUGCCAAAAAAAAAGCUUUACCGAGGGAUCACACUAUAUUUUGGGACAUGUGAAAGUUUUAUUUUUUAUUUUUUUGAACAGAGAACGUUCAAGAAUUGAAAAAAACAGACGAAAAAAGGCUCUACAGAACUCACUGUUGAAACAUACCAUGGAAAAUAGCUAAUGAGUUCCGUUUGCAGGAAUUUAUCGUUUGAAAAGUACCUUGAUCAAAAUUGUUUUAAAUUUCUUUCGCAUAAAAGAUGCGGAAAUCAAGGUUUUGUCUCAUAAAUAAUGAUCUAGAGGAUAUUCACGGCAUACUAUGACUCAUCAGCUCAACGGAAAAAAAUCAAAUUAACUUUCAAUAAUUUCCAAAACCCCUCAUCACCCACAACUUUACAGCUCGACCUCCCCCGACCAAUUCUUCGAAAACCUUCGAUAAAUGGAAAGGAAACGCUGUGUCAUAUGGACUUCGAUACUUUCGUGGCUUGGCGGCGUGGAUCCAAAUUAAGCGAUGACGUCAUGCGGUCAAGAAAAGAAGCGCUUUUCGGGAAAGACCAACCCUCCAAGAGUUCCUGUGGAGACUGUUGGCUUUUCAGUGCAGUCAAGGUUAAUAGUUUUAUUUUCAAGAUAAUUUCUCCUCUGAACUGAUAACUAAGGAUAUUUGAACGAAUAAUAUCAACUGAGGAUAAACUGAUCAAGUUUUUCAUUCAAUUUUCGAAUGUAAACAAGAAUUUGAGAAACCCUAUAUGGACCACUUGAGCUUGAGGUGCUCAAAAAUCAGAUCAUAAACGUCUACAGGGACCUCCAAAAGUUUUCCUCUAGGGUUUUUUCCUCUGAACCAUAUAGGGACUACUCUGUCAUUUUCAAAAUGUUUCAAAUUGUUCACAGAAACUCGCUCCUUUUUAUAUAAAAUUAUCCUUUUCUCCUUCUUUCUUCUUCAAACAGUGAGAAAAAAAUCCCAGCCCUCAUAAAACUGAGUUAUUGCGAAGAAAAUAUCUUCACUCAAAAACAAAAUUAGCUCAGACAAUAAGAUUUUACUAACUUGAUUAUCUUUUCCAACAAAAUUGGGAGAAAGGCAAUUUUCGGGAAUAAAGCGUUUGAGGGCCUGAAAGAAAGAUUUUUUUAUGUUGAUUAAUAAAAUAUCAGUCUUUAAAAAAAUUCAAAAAGCUUCAUUCAGUGUUAUUCUCUAACCUUGAAAGCAAUUGUUUUGGUCUAGUGCCCUUUUUUUUCAAUAGUUUUGACAUUUAUUAAAUAAAUUCGUUUUCAGAGCGUUUUUGAGAGCUGCCUGAAAAAGCCGCGGAUAAACCCAUCCGACAACGACAAAAAAGAUACCGACGUCAUAUCGAUUGCCAAAUUUUGA
Caenorhabditis auriculariae is the source of this 2378-nucleotide messenger RNA. The record is from the annotation of a GenBank genome assembly. Lineage: Eukaryota; Metazoa; Nematoda; Chromadorea; Rhabditida; Rhabditidae.